AUGCAGCGAUAUGAAGUCGGUAAAUGGAAGUACAUGCCCAGGGCCAAGGCCUUGUAUCGCCACCGCCGAGACCAUGUCAUCUGCUUCCUUUGGAAGAAUUUCCAUGAAAGGGACAGCAUGGAAGAAUACUCCAGCUGGAUCUCGGUGGAGACUUAUGGUUCUCUGGAAGCUAUACUCGUUGUUUACGAGUAA
Penicillium daleae is the source of this 192-nucleotide messenger RNA. RefSeq lists its product as uncharacterized. NCBI's taxonomy places the organism in Eukaryota, Fungi, Ascomycota, Eurotiomycetes, Eurotiales, Aspergillaceae. The coding region runs from base 1 to 192 and encodes 63 amino acids. The transcript has a single exon. The record is from RefSeq and is a predicted model, not a curated record.